This is a messenger RNA of Rhinopithecus roxellana (golden snub-nosed monkey), 4905 nucleotides long. RefSeq names its product polypeptide N-acetylgalactosaminyltransferase 15 (gene GALNT15). The transcript has 11 exons. Gene Ontology annotation, cellular component: Golgi apparatus. Lineage: Eukaryota; Metazoa; Chordata; Mammalia; Primates; Cercopithecidae. The record is from RefSeq and is a predicted model, not a curated record. The coding region runs from base 628 to 2688 and encodes 686 amino acids.
GCAGUGACGACGCCGAGUUGUGCAAAGCCUGGGAACAGUGAGGGCAUUAGGACCAGGAGUGAGGCGCACGCUUGGCUCUGGGUUGUGUCUGGCAGAGGGAUCUCGGCUGAGUGGAGCUAUGUGUGAAAGGAAACCAGGCACUGCCUGCCGGCUUUACAUCUGUUGAUCUGACCUGACUGGAAGCGUCCAAAGAGGGACGGCUGUCAGCCCUGCUUGACUGAGAACCCACCAGCUCAUCCCAGACACCUCAUAGCAACCUAUUUAUGCAAAGGGGGAAAGAAACACCUGAGCAGAAUGGAAUCAUUAUUUUUUUCCCAAGGAGAAAACCGGGGUAAAGGGAGGAAAGCAAUUCAAUUUGAAGUCCCUGUGAAUGGGCUUUCAGAAGGCAAUUAAGGAAAUCCACUCAGAGAGGACUUGGGGUGAAACUUGGGUCCUGUGGUUUUCUGAUUGUAAGUAGAAGCAGGUCUUACACAUGCUGUUGGCAAAUGUCAGGAGCAGGUUAAGUGACUGGCAGAAAAACUUCCAGGUGGAACGAGCAACCCAGGUUCUGCUGCAAGUUUGAAGGAGCCUGGAGUGGGAGAAAGCGAACUUGAACAUGACCUGUUGCAUUUGGCAAGUUCCAGCAACAUGCUCCUAAGGAAGCGAUACAGGCACAGACCAUGCAGACUCCAAUUCCUCCUGCUGCUCCUCAUGCUGGGAUGCGUCCUGAUGAUGGUGGCGAUGUUGCACCCUCCCCCGCACACCCUGCACCAGACUGUCACAGCCCAAGCCAGCAAGCACAGCCCUGAAGCCAGGUACCGCCUGGACUUUGGGGAAUCCCAGGAUUGGGUACUGGAGGCUGAGGAUGAGGGCGAAGAGUACAGCCCUCUGGAGGGCCUGCCACCCUUUAUCUCACUGCGGGAGGAUCAGCUGCUGGUGGCCGUGGCCUUACCCCGGGCCAGAAGGAACCAGAGCCAGGGCAGGAGAGGUGGCAGCUACCGCCUCAUCAAGCAGCCGAGCAGGAGGCAGGGUGAUGAAGCCCCAAAGAGGGACUGGGGGGCCGAGGAGGAGGACGAGGAGGUGUCUGAAGAAGAGGAGCUGACCCUGUUCAGCCUGGACUCACAUGGCCUCCAGGAGGCACUCAGUGCCCGCAUCCCCCUCCAGAGGGCUCUGCCUGAGGUGCGGCACCCGCUGUGUCUGCAGCAGCACCCUCAGGACAGCCUGCCCACAGCCAGUGUCAUCCUCUGUUUCCAUGAUGAGGCCUGGUCCACCCUCCUGAGGACUGUUCACAGCAUCCUUGACACAGUGCCCAGGGCCUUCCUGAAGGAGAUCAUCCUCGUGGACGACCUCAGCCAGCAAGGAAAACUCAAGUCUGCUCUCAGCGAAUAUGUGGCCAGGCUGGAGGGGGUGAAGUUACUCAGGAGCAACAAGAGGCUGGGUGCCAUCAGGGCCCGGAUGCUGGGGGCCACCAGGGCCACCGGGGAUGUGCUGGUCUUCAUGGAUGCCCACUGCGAGUGCCACCCAGGUUGGCUGGAGCCCCUCCUCAGCAGAAUAGCUGGUGACAGGAGCCGGGUGGUAUCUCCGGUGAUAGAUGUGAUUGACUGGAAGACUUUCCAGUAUUACCCCUCGAAGGACCUGCAGCGUGGGGUGUUGGACUGGAAGCUGGAUUUCCAUUGGGAACCUUUGCCGGAGCAUGUGAGGAAGGCCCUCCAGUCCCCAGUAAGCCCCAUCAGGAGCCCUGUGGUGCCCGGAGAGGUGGUGGCCAUGGACAGACAUUACUUCCAAAACACUGGAGCGUAUGACCCUCUUAUGUCGCUGCGGGGUGGUGAAAACCUCGAACUGUCUUUCAAGGCCUGGCUCUGCGGUGGCUCCGUUGAAAUCCUUCCCUGCUCUCGGGUAGGGCACAUCUACCGAAAUCAGGAUGCCCUCUCCCCCGUUGACCAGGAGGCCACCUGGAGGAACAAGGUUCGCAUUGCUGAGACCUGGCUGGGGUCAUUCAAGGAAACCUUCUACAGGCAUAGCCCAGAGGCCUUCUCCUUGAGCAAGGUUGAGAAGCCAGACUGUAUGGAACGCUUGCAGCUGCAAAGGAGACUGAGUUGUCGGACAUUCCACUGGUUUCUGGCUAAUGUCUACCCUGAGCUGUACCCAUCUGAACCCAGGCCCAGGUUCUCUGGAAAGCUCCACAACACUGGACUUGGGCUCUGUGCAGACUGCCAAGCAGAAGGGAACCUCCUGGACUGUCCCAUGGUGUUGGCUCCUUGCAGUGACAGCCGGCAGCAACAGUACCUGCAGCACACCAGCAGGAAGGAGAUUCACUUUGGCAGGCCACAGCACCUGUGCUUCGCUGUCAGGGAGGAGCAGGUGAUUCUUCAGAACUGCACGGAGGAAGGCUUGGCCAUCCACCAGCAGCACUGGGACUUCCAGGAGAAUGGGAUGAUUGUCCACAUUCUUUCUGGGAAAUGCAUGGAAGCUGUGGUGCAAGAAAGCAAUAAAGAUUUGUACCUGCGUCCGUGUGAUGGAAAAGCCCGCCAGCAGUGGCGAUUUGACGAGGUCUCACAAGACAGGCUCUGCACCCUCAGGAGAGUGGCAGGCACCCAUGGUAAUACAGCUGCGUGGCUCAAAGCAACAAUCAAGACAGAAGAACAGGCACCAAUCGAUAAGCCACUUCUAUCUCCUAAAGCUCUUUUGAAGUCUGGCAGAGACAUUUGAGUGGCUUCUCUCCACCUCCUCAGCGACUCACAGUGUGAUGUUCAUGGUUGAACCUGAGUGAUGCCAGCAGCAAGGAAACUGACAGGUCUCGCCGAUCCAUUUCCUGUCAUUCACUUGAGGGUGACAAAGCAUGGUGGUGACAGCUCAGAUAACAUUCCUGGCCACAAAAUCCUUAGACUAAAUGGAGCCUGGCUGCCAGGAAGGAGAGGAACAGGCAUUCCAGAUGCAGACUCUGCUACUGUGUGCAGCCACACAGGAGAGCUUUGAACAGGACUCUGAGCCUGGAGAGCAGCAGGAUUUGUGCACCACUGCUACACUGAUCAAUGCCAAUAGUUGGCCCAGGCUGGAGGAUGGGCCAGGCAUCCUAACACCAUUGGGCAAAUCAAAGGUUUAAGGAAGUCAGCACAGUUGGGGUAUACAGUAGAGAAAGCUACAUGUUUUGAAGAAUGUGCAUACUUCUUGAGUCCCCCCAAAUCAGCCUCACCAUCGGCACUUAGACAGUGCAAAGUUGAAUGAGAACCUCAUUAGAACUUCUGGAAGCUCAUCUCUUUCUUACCAGACCCAUGCUUAAGACUGGAGUCCUGGCAGAGGCUAAUAUUCCACAUAUGAGCCAGAGACAACCUCAUCUAUGCCAGGGGCAUGUCACCCAAACUGAGGUCAUAUAAUUUAAAACAUAACUCCAAAGUUCAGUAAGCUAUGGCGGAGACACCUCUGGUGCCUGUAUCACAUGUCCUCAGGCCUCCUCUGCUUUCCAGCACAGCUGCUGAAUAGUUCUGUGCAGCCUCAGAUUCCCUGAGCCCUGUGCUAAGCAUCUUCUGCAUUAUGCACCAGGGUUUUCUCUGAAGGCAGAGUUACUCAAACAUCCAGGGAGCAAGCACCCUGGCUUGCUAGGACAGUUAACACUCCCAGGAUAACUGCCAGUCACUGAGGGGACAGGAGCCAGUAGAUGGAUGCCUGGCCUUUGUCUUUCAGGUGGAUAAUUGUAGAAAUCAUCCUGUAAAUUUGUUAAGGUCAACAGAAUCAAGGGGCAACUUUAACGUGUCCGUAUAUUGGCCCCACCUUCUGCCCCAUCUCACGUCCUCACUCCCACACUCCUGUUUCCCAUGAACUACCUGCAUCCAGUCCUUGUCUCAUGCUCUGCUUUCAGGGAAACCCGAACUAAACCAUACAUAGGCACAGUCUUUUAUAACACAGGCUUUCUAGACUAACAUGGCUGAUGCACAUUCGGUCUCCAACUUAGGCCCUAGAACGGAAACAGGGCCCAGCCAUCCAGACACCUGUGGGAAUCCUGCCACAGGGCCCUUGGCUCCACUCUAGGACUGGUCCUGCGUCCUGACAUAAUCAAGAAAUUCCUUCCAGUUUUCUUGGCUGGGUCCUUUCUAGCAGGAACAUUUUGAUGGCAUGUGACAGAAGCUGAAAUUGAACCGGUUUAGUCCUGUAGAAGCAGGGGAGAUUACUGGAAAAAUACUGAAGCAUCACAUGAAAUUGAAGGAAGCGUUCCCCAAUCCAUGGGGAGGGUAGGGAUGCAGCUGGGCCUCAGGGGAAAAGCCAUAUUCCUGGCUUCUUCCACAUGGAGGCCUGUGCCCCCAAACAGCUCAAGAGGCCCAUAUGAAAGACACAGGCAUAUGCAAAUAUCAUAAUGAGAGAGUGUUUCUGCAAGCUCCAGGGAGGAAGAAGCUUUGUCACUAUUUUUUCUGUGAUUAACUGGAGUGUCUAAAACAGUAUCUGCAAUAUGGUAUAUGGGUAACAGACAUUUGUUGAAUGAAUGAACAGUAGCGGGAGAAGGAGGGAAAGAGAAGAGGUGGGAUGGGAAGAAGGUUUGGGGUGCGACUAAGGAUGAAGCUAUCUAGCCUCCAGCUUUGGAUGGACCUUGCUUUUCCCAGGGAUCAUGGCUGGGGACAUUAUCCCACCUUCCUCAGCUCAGAAGCUUGCUGUGGCUCCCAGUUUCCUGUGGACAAAACCUGACCUCCUUAGUGUUACAUGAAAAUCCCUCACAAGUUGGCCCUUACCACCUCCUCUUCACACACCCUCCACUUAGGGCACACUGGCCCACAGUCCAGGGCCAUCCUGAGGGAACUGUCUUAAGGGUCACUGUGCCCUUCUCUGGGACAGACAUACAUGUUUUGAAAUAGUUUUUUUUGUUGUUAUUUGUUUAUUUUUGAGAGGGAGUCUCGCUCUGUUGUCAGGCUGGAGUGCAGCGGUGUGAUCUCGGCUCAC